AAAAUUUUGAACACUUUUUGAAUGAUAUUAAAUCGGGCCGGAGUUUUCAGUUCAUCGUUUCAAUUCGUCAACUGAGACAAAUUAAUUUUUAAAAUACGUCAAUUUUGUUAUAUCUGCAUUAAUUACAAUAAUAAUGAUCAUUUCAAAUCAUACUGGGUCCACAUCGAUGACAUUUAACUGUGGACUGGUCAUUGAUUCAUAAUAUUCGGUUUCUCUCUUUACUCGAGUCCGUGACGUUUGACUGUAAAUAAAUUUGGAAACUCGCCAGUUCUUUUGUCAUCAUGACUACUUUGCAAUCAAAUGCUUGUCAGUCUAAUGACCCAAAUAACUUAUUUCCGAUGGCAAUUGAUUCAUUACGAUUUCCUUUGGACACUACUAUGCGCAUCAUAUUUACUGGACAUUUUAAUGGAUUUAGUGUGGCUGUGAAUUCAGUGGAUGAAAUGGCUCUGUUGCAUCAAAUGGGUUGUUUUGGCAAAGGCUCUUUUUCACGUUCUAAGCCCAGAAUCCACCAAGAGAGUUUGCAAAUAAUGAGAAGGAGGCAGUUUGUUAAACGAAACUAUUGGUAUAAGAAGUUUUCUAAUAUAAUAGAAGCAUCUGAAACUGAUUCAUUUUUAAGUGAGGCUAAGGAAUUAAUCUUAAAGAUUAAAAAUGACAGCAAACAGAAAGAUGUGAUUGAUCUAGUGUCUAGUGAUGAAGAUGUUAAUGAGGAUGAGGAUGAUCACCGUACACAAAACACUUUUGAUUCAAACAGGGAAAAGGAUAUGGUUGUGAUUGUGCCAAAUAGUGACUCAGAGGAUGAUGAUUACUUUGCAAAUUUAACACCUCAGUGUUGUAUAAAUAAAACUAAAAUUCCUGAAAAAUUGAUGUUGACAUUACAAGAGGCAUUCUUUUUAUCAUAUGGUUUGGGUUGUUUGCAAGUGGUGCAUGGGGAUCAAAUAUUGAGUAUUCAACAAUGUUGGGAACUUUUUUUAGAAACGGACAAAUAUUUCAUACAAAAAUAUGUUGUUUACCAUUACUAUAGAGCUAAAGGAUAUGUUGUGAAACCAGCUAUAAAGUUUGGUGGAGAUUAUUUAAUAUACAAAGAAGGACCAGAUGUGGCACAUGCAGAUUACAUAGUUGUAAUAAAAAAUCUAACAGAUUUUGACUGGGUCUCACUGCUUGGUCAUAUGAGAAUGGCUAAUACAACUGUAAAGGAAAUCAUCAUUGCAGAAGUGUCAACAGAAAUUGAAGAUGUCACUUUACCAGAGGGGUUAAAUAAAUACACUGUGCGGGAACUGUUGCUUUCAAGAAAUAUUCCUUUAACAUUAAAUGAUGAUGUUAAUUAAACAAAUUUAUUUAAUAUUUACACUAAACACAUAACUACACAAAGUUUUAGGAUUUCAGGCCCUCUUUAUAGGGUUUUUGAUGCCGGUUUGUCUAUAUUCACUUCGUUUCUUCAAGUAUUCUUCAGUACAAAUGUUUCUAAACUCGUCAUUUCUAUACCAAUUAGUUAAGCAGUCUUUCAUGGCUGCAUUUUGUUUUCUACAAGUAACUACCAUUAACAAUGAAGAUUCUUUGCAGCAUUUUUCAAAU
Amyelois transitella is the source of this 1572-nucleotide messenger RNA. RefSeq lists its product as uncharacterized. The transcript has 4 exons. Lineage: Eukaryota; Metazoa; Arthropoda; Insecta; Lepidoptera; Pyralidae. Gene Ontology annotation, molecular function: nucleic acid binding; tRNA-intron lyase activity. The coding region runs from base 282 to 1325 and encodes 347 amino acids. Gene Ontology annotation, biological process: tRNA-type intron splice site recognition and cleavage; tRNA splicing, via endonucleolytic cleavage and ligation. Gene Ontology annotation, cellular component: tRNA-intron endonuclease complex. The record is from RefSeq and is a predicted model, not a curated record.